AUGAGGGAACCUUUGGAUAGUAACAAAAACAUUUUUAAGAGGACAUAUGAUGACUCAAAGAUAACACAGUUAAUGAGAAAUAUUUCCCCCCUGUUUUUUAUGAGCGAGUUUUUAUAUAUACUAUUUUUACGUUACAAUGACUAUAUAUUAAGUACAACAUUUAAAGCAGAAGUAACUGAAGAUGUUAGAAAAAAAAUAUAUAAUAUAUUAAUACUAUUGUAUUUCUUAAAGCCUUUUUUUGCAUUUUUAACGGAUAGUGUAUAUUUUAAUAUAAAUAAUAUACUCUCCUUUUUGUCAAGAAAGAUAUAUGAGUUUUACAGCCAACUUCAGGAUUUGUUAUACCAUUGUAACAGAGCAGUAUGUAACGGAAAAUAUCUAUUUUUAAAAAUCGUUUGUAGAAAAUAUAUGAAAGAUGAAUUAUUACGGUCUAAAUAUUUAAAAAAAAGUAGUUUACGUAAAAAUCAUUAUGUAGAUAACUUCUUGUAUUUACCGUUAAAUAGAAAAUAUUAUGUGAUUUUAAGUGAGCUUAUGACAACCUUAUUGUUAUUAUUUAUAUAUGUGUUUAAUAAGAAGAUAAAUUAUUAUGUUUACUUAAGUACAAUUUUUUUUAUAUCUACUAAUAUGUUGUUAACGUCAUGUGUAUUUGAAGGGGUAGUAGUUGAGAGGUGCAGGAAACAAACGCACUUUGAAAAAAUAUUUUAUAUAUCUUAUAUGAUGUGUAUUAAGAUAUUUUGUUCUCUUAUAUUAUAUUAUAUUUAUAUUCUCAAAGUAAGUAUUUUUUUUUUAAUUUUAAAGAGUUUUAUUAUAUUUGUCAUUUCUUGUAUAUCUAGCGAAGAAACGCUUUUGUUAAGCAAUGAUUUUAAAGUACAACGUAAUAUAAUAUUAAAGAGUGAAAAUGGAAAUAUAAAUGUAAAAAAUACUGUAGAUUUAUUAUCGCAACUUCGCGUUUUAAGGAAAAUACUGUUUAAUGAAAACUUGUUUAAAAUACUUUUUCUCAUAGUUUUAUUUAAUUCUUCUGUUGAUAUGAAAUUUUCGAUGCUACAGUACGGUGUUCAGAAUUACAGGUGGCCCCAAUCUUUGAUUAAUUACAUCCCACUCGUAUCGCAAUCUUCAAAAUUAAUAGGAAUUGCUAUUUUUCAAUUAUAUACAAAUAAGAUGUGCUAUAGAAGUUAUGCAAUGAUAACAAUAUUAUUUAAUGUCUUUCUUAAAAUAGUUAGCUUUAUUUUUUUGUAUUAUAGUGAGACUUAUGUAAGUCCAUUUUUAUUUUUAUUGAAUAUAAUAGUUCAAAAUAUAUCUAUUAAAAUUUUAGCCCUUCCCAUAUUACUGUUAUGUAUAGAAAAAGCGCCUUUAAAUUUAGAAUCAACAAUAAUUAAUAUAUAUAUUUUUUGUUUUAAUUUGUCUAAUUUAAUUAGUAAACGAUAUUUUAUAUGGAAUAUUAUAAUGCAUAUGUCAAAAAAUGUUUUUAUAAUUUUACUUCUUUCCUUUUUAACAACAUGUGCUAGUUUACUUUACUAUUGUAAUAUAUCAUUAGAUUCCCUAAAUACUAUUAGCUUAUCUCAUUUAUAUUUAAAUGAUAAGGAUGCUUAUAUAGAUAUCAAGUUAAACAAAUCUCAGAAAAAAAAUUAUUUCGAUACGAAUUUAUUAUUUAAGAAUAAACAGGAAAAAGUAAAAUCGUCAAAAAAGAUUGUUCGUUUUAGAGAGGAAAGCAUGAAGAUAGAAAAAUAUAAGGAUGAUGAAAAAAAAAAUAAAACUAAUUUAUUUAAAUUUUCAUCUGACAAUAAUUCGGAUAGCGACCAAUGGCUCAUAAUUGACAAUUUUAAAGGUAACGUAAGAAAAAAGUACGCUGAUCGCAGUCCUCUAAAUAUUUCAAAUAUGAUGUUGUAA
Plasmodium malariae is the source of this 1884-nucleotide messenger RNA. RefSeq names its product conserved Plasmodium protein, unknown function. Bases 1 to 1884 code for a protein of 627 amino acids. The transcript has 3 exons. The record is from RefSeq and is a predicted model, not a curated record. NCBI's taxonomy places the organism in Eukaryota, Apicomplexa, Aconoidasida, Haemosporida, Plasmodiidae.